UGUGACAUGUGACGAGCAAAAUGUAAACACUUUGGACGGCAGUCCCUGUGACCAAAAAUGUUAACAGAAUGAUUGAAUUCAAGAAAUGUUUUGACUUGACAGGUUCAAUUACAGCUUUUAUAUCCCGAAGACGACAAGAGCAUGGCGUAUCAGAUGCUGGGUCCAUAUCUCCACGAGUUCUAACUCAAGAAAAGGAUGGAUCUAUCAUAUAUUCCUGGAAUGACUUCGACCCUCCCAACAAGAAGUCUGGAUCCCUGGUGACCCAUGUGGGGCUUGUUAACCCAGCUACUCAAGAACACAAGGUUAUACAAGUCAACAACCAGAAGCUGAAGAUUGUAUCCUGCUCCGUCAAUGCAUCGAAGACGUUGCUAGCUUUUACAACCUUGUCCAAGGGGGAUGUAUCUAAAGAUGGCAAGACUGGAAGAGAGAUGUACCAAGCAUAUCUUGCCGAGUUACAAGCCUCGGACUAUCGUGUCUUCUCCCUCAACCUUGAGCGAAGAAGCUUCCUCAAAGUCCAGUUUCUGUACUCAAGUCAUUCUGACCAAUCAGCCCCCAGGGAGUCCCAUCUUCUAGUCUUCCUUCAUAAAGAGUCAAUAGGUUUAUACAAGAUCCCAAUGGCAAGAGCUGGGGAUAAGAGAACCGUCAUGUCCGACCAACCACAAACCAUGCAGUUAGUACGGAAGUUUGUUUGGUGUCAGUGGGACGCCGUCAACCAGCGACUCCACUACAUCUACAACUACCGCCCACAAGGGGACAACAGCAGCGCCGUGGCUCAGAAACUUUCCACUCUUCAGUUCCAUAAGAAUGCUGACCAUGACAGCAUGCUUGACAUUCCAUUGAAGUUCCCCUUUCCCUAUAUCAGGUCAACUUUAAGGUCCCACUAUGCCGAUAGACCACUGAAUCCUGGCAUUCCUGAUGUGAGUCUAAAUACCUGUGUGCUGAGUCAGGCAAACGGGACGUACUGCCUGUGUCAUCAACAUAUGACCUUCACCUCCUCCAAGGGCAAGGCCUCGCCAACAGCGGCAGCAGACGACAACACCAUCAAGUACUACAUCAGCAUGGUGCAUCACACAAAGGUUCUCCAUGGGUGUGUCACAGGACUGCCAAGGAGUUUGAUUGGAUCACGUAGACUUUCCUUUCAUUGGAUUGGUGAGUUAAAGAAGCUUCUCCCAGGUAUUCUUUGUCCAUCUGCUCAAUGUCAAACUGACUGUGGGAUAGAGUUCGAACCAUGUCAUCAUAUUCUCCUUCACAAUCAUGGUAGAGAUCGGUCGAUGAGCACCUCCAGUACAGCAAGCUUCAUGACCUCUGACCCCGAGCUAGAUCCUGCCCACAGUAACGUGUCCGCCUCCGACACGGAGGGAACCGACAUCCGCCCAGACACUCGCACACACACCGUCAGGUUCCAGCUGGUGGACACCAUGACCCCAACGGAGGUGCGGUGCGUUAGCCAGGCCUCCUUGCCGUCGCGGACGCUGGACAUGCCGGACACCAUGUCUGUGACCAGUCAUCAGUGUAGGAACAUCCACUCUCUGUCGCCGUGCAGGACAUUUACCAGGGAAAUAGGGGGCAGUGUAUACGACUACCGUAAUGGCCAAGUGUGGAAAGUGUGUGUGUCACUUGAGGGGCUGGUGGAGAGCUUCAAGACUGCAUACGCUCCAACCCGACAAGCCCUUCUUCACUACCUCCUCAUAAGAACAAAAGACCUCUACACAGUCAAACAGAUCUUCAGCGACAUCUGUCAAGAUUUGACCAAGACAGAACUGACACAGUCCAUUGCUGAAUACCUUGUUGCAUCCACCUACAGCAGCAUGAAGCGGCAGCUGGAGAAGGAAGUUUUGCGCUUCUUGCCCUUCACUGCAGCAGAUACAUUACGUGGCCAGUUUGAACGGAGCCCGACAGGAGAGAGACUUGCCUGUUUGUCCUACACCUCGUUCGACAGUAUCAACAUCAGCACGAAGACAGCACGAGAGCGGGAGGGUCAGCAGCCGGUCAGUGAAGACAUGUGGGACAUCCUACGUCGCAGACUCAGGAUGAGGCAACUGGACCACGCCACGCACUUUAACCUGGACAUCAUCAGCAAGAAGUUCUCAAAGCUCACAUCAGACGAGGAGCGAGACAGGGUCAAGUGGGAGAGAGUCAUCAAGCCAUCCAAAGAGACGUUCCUUGGAAGUAUUCACAGAACAAACAGGUCUACACCAGUACAAGUGUCGAAUGGUGGGCGGCUCAGUCGGACAGAGAUGGUGCUUGGACCUCAACCCGUCUUCCUGCAGGGAGCCUAUGGUGAAGAUGGGUCCAGGACAAGGCAGCUGAGUGCAGUGACAGAGGAGCUGCUUACCUCCUACCUGGUUCGCCAUUUGAAGAAGGACAACAAGGUGAAGGCUCACAAUGUGGCCAAGGAAUAUGUUGCAUGCCAGGUACAGAAGACCCAGCAGCUGUGUCACCUGUUGUGGAGUCUGAGACGCACAGAAUCGUCUGGGUGUGACAACAUGCUGCCCAACCUAAUUCUAGGUUUCCAGACCUAUUUCACGGCACUUGGCUUCCGCUGUCUACACUUGAGGUUGUUUCUGCAGUACGUGGACCGAGGAGUCUUGUCACUCACUGGCCAGUUCGUCACACAGCUUCUUGCAGAUGUUCCUGAUUCUGACGAGGAUAAAGAAAAUUCCGAGAUCAAAUUCCAGAUUAUUUCCAGAUUGCCAAAGACACUAGCAGAGGAGUGUUUCCGCCUCUGGAACCAUCCUCUGUGUGCCCGGUACUUCGCCUAUCAGCAGGUGACGGAGAUACUACUAGAUGGUGCCAAAUUUGCCAAAUCAGAAGACACAAGAGAAGCCAGAGAUAACGACAGCAUAGCAAGCGGAUCCAGUGGGUACAUGGCCUUCCCUCCAUUGGAAAUAUUCAUCCGUCAUCUGAAAGACACAACGAAAGGAAGCAUGAAGCGCCAUGGUCGCAGUGUGACUGAAUCGGUGGGCAUCAUCGACGUUGAUACAGUUCUGUUGGAAGAGGUUGGACUGCAGCAUUCAAAGUCUUCUACACAAUAUGACAUGUCAACUGUAAAUUUUUAAACUUAAAUGUCAUUGUGGCACAUGCACACAACAUAUAGAUCACAAAUCAGGGGGGCGGUUGGAUAGCUUAGUAGUUAGAGCAUUUGCUCGUCACGCCAAAGAACCAGGUUCAAUUUCCCCCAAGGGUGCAAUGUGUGAAACCCAUUUCUGGUAUCCCCUUCUGUGAUAUUGCUGGAAUAUUGAACAACCCCCCUCGACGGAGCCAGUGCAAAACAUUAACUUCAAUGUGGUCAUGAGUCAUUUUCAAAAGGGGGCGGUUCAAACGCCUGGAUCCUUCCCCACUCUGAGGCACCUGUUGCAGAUCUUGUGUCUCAUUAGGCAAGUGAUGUGGUGUGAGGACACCUGCCAAAUAUACGUUCACACAUUGUUGUCAGUGUGCAUUCUGCAGCCUAAUUAAGCAAGUUGUCCAAAGCUGGCCACACUAAAUGAGCAAGCAUUCUUAUUGUCAUUUAGAGGCCCAUGGCAUGUUAAGAAUUCUGGACAGUAGUAAAAGCCAUAGGAAUCCUUUGAAAAUUAUGAGAUGUGUUCAUCUGAAAGAAAACUAGAUAUGUUUUAUUUCAAUGCAGUUUUCACUCAUUCUGGCACAAUCUAUAUACUUGAUCAUAUCAGAAUGCCAGAACUUGAAGGAGUAAUGUCCCCACUUGCUUCAUGUUACAUGAUGUUCAUACAAAUAUACCAACCUAUAAUUGUUGAUUCUCAUAACUGAAAUUGGGUCCUUUUCCUACCUUGUCCUUUCUGUUAGUUAUGUGCCCUUAUGUCCUCUUUCCAAUCAUGUGCCCUUUCUUUCAGUCAUGUGCCCUUUCUUUAAACCAUGUGCCCUUUCUUUAGAUCAUGUGCCCUUUCUUUCAGUCAUGUGCCCUGUCUUUAGACCAUGUGCCCUUUCUUAGAUCAUG
Haliotis rubra (blacklip abalone) is the source of this 3952-nucleotide messenger RNA. RefSeq names its product gamma-secretase-activating protein-like. The record is from RefSeq and is a predicted model, not a curated record. Gene Ontology annotation, cellular component: trans-Golgi network. The coding region runs from base 69 to 3059 and encodes 996 amino acids. The transcript is spliced from 31 exons. NCBI's taxonomy places the organism in Eukaryota, Metazoa, Mollusca, Gastropoda, Lepetellida, Haliotidae. Gene Ontology annotation, biological process: positive regulation of amyloid-beta formation.